AUGAAUUCUCUGAGUCGACAUAUGACUAACCGAGCUCUGUCUUCGAGUCUUGUUUCUACGAGGUUACAAUCAUCACUAGCCGGUGGUGCGGCAGCAACCUCAUCAUCAACGAUUCAACUUCCAAUUUACAAAGAACGUAAACCAACAGAUGUAUUGCGAGCUCUUGAAGGGACAAUAAAACGCGACCCGACAGCUCCACACUACAAAUAUAUUGAUGAUCCUUACCUGAUUCCAGUGUCACAAUCGACAAAACGUUCGUACGCGUUGGCAAAAGAAUCCGGACGUAAAGCUGCCAUGUGGAUUCGACAGGAACUUUCUUACCUAUUUGAUCACAGAGUGAUGGAUCCUGUUAUUGAGUCGUUUUUGCCGAAAAUAGAGUACACCAGUAAAGACCAGGUGUCGGAAGAAGUUCUGAAGAAAGUUAUUAAAGAUGCUAAUCCCUCUGACGCGUUGACAAUUUAUAAAUUACUUGAAGAGCAAGUUUCUGUUGAAACAAAGUCAGAAUUAUUGCAAUUGUUGUGCUAUUAUAACAAUGAAGAGCCUCUGUCUGAGGAAUUUAUGGAGCACAAGUGGUUCAAAAAUGAUUCUAAAACACCUUCAUGGAAACAUUGCUCCGAAACUGACAAACUAUUUGCUUUUUUAAAAGACCAAGGUGGAAAAAUUGCUGCUGACGCUUAUUCAGCAAUGAUUUGUGGCAAUGCCAAGUACAUAAACACUGAACGAGCUUGGCAAUUGUCUGAAGAAGCCGACAGACUUAAUAUUCCUCUGACAAUUGAAGCUUAUAAUUAUAUUAUUUCUUUAGCAACUACAAUCACAGAUAACGGAAGCGAGCGAAGAAAAAUAGUACUAAACACGAUGGGAAAAAUAAAAGAGCAAGGACUUGAGCCAAACAUUGGAACUUUAAAUAGUGCUCUGAAAGUUACCAGUAGGAUGAAUCGAAACAACGCUGAAGAAUUCUGUCGAUUGCUGUUCGGUGAAUUUAAAAGUAUCGGUAUUGAACCUUCACUGGCUUCAUAUUAUUAUGCGCUAAAAGCAUUUUAUCGAAAAGACUCACCGGCUUGUAGUUUAUUGCGUGAGAUUAUGAAUAAAAUUAAAAACAAAUCAUUUGUCGCUCAAAGUAAAGCUGACACUCUGUUUUUUCCAUUUGCGAUGGAUGUUGCUGCUAAUAUUGUAAUUGAUCCAGAAUUAGGCGAUCAAAUUCACAAAUUAUUGUUAACUGGAGAUAAUUAUAAUUUUAUAGGGAAUAAUUUUGGAGAAAAUAUUUAUUACAGACAUUACUUUAUGCUCCAAGUACAAAAUCGACCGAUUGAUGCAUUUAUGAAUAAUUAUUACGACGUUAUAGUACCGAAUAUUUACGUUCCUGAGCCCAUGGUUAUGAAUGCCAUUUUAUCGACAUUAGAAUUUAGUGAUCCUGAUAUCAGUAGGGAAUAUUUGGCGAGAAUAUGGAGUCAUAUGGUACAGUUUGAACAUUUAGAGAGAAAAAAUCUUGUUAGCAAAGCGUUGAAUCUGAUGCGAGUUCACUGUAAGCCGGAUAAUAAUUCACCGUUCAAUGCGAUAUUUGCUGACGCUGCUUGGACCGUUUGGAAAUACGUUCUGCUUCAACAAGAAAGAAGAAUCCAAACAUUGAAUUGGGAAGGAAGAAUUCUUGGAGACAUGGCUAUUCUCUGUUUAAGAGCUGAUGAAGUCGAUAAUUCUGCAACCAUUGUCACAUACCUAUUAGAAAAACAAAGUUCGAUUAUUGGAGUUCCGGAUUUCGAGCAACUAGACAUUUUAUUAGAUGGCUUCAUAAUGAAAUGUUUUGCUCCACCUACUAUAGAUUUGGUGACCUAUUGUGCAGAGAAUGAUUUUCCUGAAGUGCCAGGAAUGGUUGAAAAAAUUGAAAGUAAUUUAUCUUUGACUGAAUGGCAACACAAUCGUCUCAAAAGUUUUGUUGAUGCUAAAAAAGGUUCUAAGAAAAAAUCCAAGGAUAUAAAUUAA
This is a messenger RNA of Cotesia congregata, 1977 nucleotides long. The record is from the annotation of a GenBank genome assembly. Lineage: Eukaryota; Metazoa; Arthropoda; Insecta; Hymenoptera; Braconidae.